Messenger RNA from Penicillium cataractarum, 1512 nucleotides. RefSeq names its product flavin-containing monooxygenase. Gene Ontology annotation, molecular function: N,N-dimethylaniline monooxygenase activity; flavin adenine dinucleotide binding; NADP binding. The record is from RefSeq and is a predicted model, not a curated record. The transcript has 7 exons. Lineage: Eukaryota; Fungi; Ascomycota; Eurotiomycetes; Eurotiales; Aspergillaceae. Bases 1 to 1512 code for a protein of 503 amino acids.
AUGGCUUCACAGUCAACCGAAGUUCCAACCUAUAGCCAGAUAGCCUGCGUUGGUGCUGGAUUAUCAGCUGUGGCUCUAGGUGCUACAUUACAGAGGUGGUACAGCCUUGAAGAUAUUCGUUUCUUCGAGCGACAUCCCACGAGUGGCGGAACAUGGUACAUCAAUACGUAUCCAGGAUGCGGCUGCGAUGUCCCAAGUGCUCUUUAUAGUCUUUCCUUCGCGCAAAACCCGAACUGGACCAAGCUUAUGCCAUCUAACACUGAAAUCAAGGAGUACGUGGAUGAUGUGGUAAAAACCUACAACCUCCUUCCGAAGAUGACCUUCGGAACGGAAGUCGUCCGCAGUAUCUGGAGAGAGGACGCAAAUCGAUGGCUUCUUUACCUACGAGAUCUGAAGACAGGACGCGAGUAUACCCACGAGUGCCAAAUUCUUUUCGCGGCUACGGGGCAACUUGUGGAGCCCCGUCCAUGCGAAAUCCCUGGUGCGUCGGAUUUCAAAGGGAGUAUCUUCCAUUCAGCGCGUUGGGACCAUAGCGUCGAUCUCGAGGGGAAGAAUGUCGUUGUUAUUGGAAAUGGAUGCACUGCUGCACAAAUUGUGCCGGCCCUGGUCAAGAAUGGAGGUGUGAAAUCUCUCACCCAGAUUGUCCGAACAAAGCACUGGAUAUUCCAGGCCCCAAACUUUACCUAUCCGAAGCUGCUGCAGUGGAUCUUCCGCUACGUCCCACUUGCCAUGAGGCUCCACAGGUUCCACAUCUUUUUGAUUGCUGAGAACGAUUUCCGCUUAUUUCCAAUGACAAAGAGCGCAGCCAAACUGAGGGAGAAGCGACGAAAACAGGUGGAAAAGUACAUGUGGCAGGCUAGUCCGGAGAAAUAUCACGAUCUUCUCAUUCCAGAUUUUGACGUAGGCUGCAAGCGACGAAUCUUUGACCCCGGUUAUCUUGAAUCUCUACACGAUGACAAAGUCGUCUUGACAGAUUCGAAAGCCGAAAGAAUAACUGCCGAGGGGAUUGAAACCAACAAGGGCUUUAUUCCAGCCGACGUUAUUGUUCUCGCAACAGGCUUCCAAACCAACAAAUUCAUCCCCUACAUGGAUGUUGUUGGACGCAACGGCCAAAACGUUUCACAACACUGGAGUAAAUACGGCGGUCCGGCGGCCUACAACUGCUCUGCGCUGAAUGGAUUCCCCAACUUCUUCAUGCUCUUAGGCCCUAACGCUGCGACUGGUCAUACGUCGGCCAUGAUGGCUGCAGAGAACUCCAUAAAUUAUGCCCUACGUGUGCUCAAACCAGUUCUAGAUGGUGAUGCUGCUUCCAUCGAGGUCACUGCCAAAGCUGAACAUGAUUACGUGUACUGGAUGCAGGACGCGCUGAAAAAGCGCGUUUGGAAUGCUGGAUGUCUGUCGCGUGUGUUGAAGCCGUCGACCCGUUCGUCGUCUUGGAUUCUGCUCUUGGCUUUGUUUUGCGUUGGAAUCCUGGCAGCGCUGUCCAAGAUGCGCAUUGGGAAAUUAGAGUGA